Monopterus albus (swamp eel) is the source of this 2840-nucleotide messenger RNA. It is a transcript of the gene tmco4, whose product is annotated as transmembrane and coiled-coil domains 4. Lineage: Eukaryota; Metazoa; Chordata; Actinopteri; Synbranchiformes; Synbranchidae. The record is from RefSeq and is a predicted model, not a curated record.
UUGUUCGUUUUGGGAAUGGACUAUUUACUAUAAAAAGCGUUGGAGCGUAUGAAUGUAGUAAUUAUGUGUAAUUAUUAGAUGUCAGCGCUUAAGAAGAACACGUGAAUGCAACAAAAGUUCAGUCAACACAGUGGUGACAUCUAUGACAAUGGACGCGAAAAAGAGCAGCAAGGACAAAAGUUUUGCUCUAGACCCAGGGGGGGCCGGGCCAGCACAAGAUGCCCCAUUUAACCAAAUCCCAGAGAAAAUGAUCGGCAGAGAGCUGACUGAACAGGGCCGCUUUGCUUUUGCUGCAUUGUGCGGUGUCUCUCUGGGCCAGUUAUUUACUGGACCUGAAAACAGUGUGUUCAGGGAGCAGUACCUGCUGGGUUUGGUCCACUGGCUGGACCUAGAUGAGUCGGUGAUGCCGGUAAUGGGGGCUUUCCUGUCAGGCUUGGGCUUUGAGGGGUCCGACACCUUUCUGUCCAUCCUACAAGCUGAACCUCUGCUGGCUACAGGGGCCAACCCCAUCAUACAGGAUCUGGUGACUUUUUCUGUCAAGGACGGCCAGUAUGAUGCCAGAGCCAGGGUUCUCAUCCGUCAUGUCAGCUGUCUGCUACGAGUCUCACCACAGCAGCUGGAGGAGUUUGAGGAAACACUAGGAGAGCAGCUGAGGGAAGGAGGAGAGGAGAGCGAAGAAGAGUCCUCUCGGCGGCUAAAGAGAGAAAGAAGACGAAGGUUACGACGGUACCUCCUUAUCGGACUGGCCACUGUGGGCGGAGGAACUGUGAUUGGUUGUGCAGGUGGACUGGCAGCCCCCUUGUUGGCAGUGGGGGCUGGUGCUGUGCUGGGGGCUGGAGGGGCUGCUGCUCUGGGCUCAGUCACUGGCAUCGCAAUCAUGGCCUCUCUGUUUGGAGCAGCAGGGGCUGGGCUGACUGGCUACAAGAUGAAAAAGUGUGUCGGGGUCAUAGAGGAAUUGAAUUAAUUUGAAUUCCUGCCACUAAGCUCUGGGAAGCAUCUUCACCUGACCAUUGCAGUGACAGGUUGGCUAUGCAGUGGUAAAUACAGUUCGUUCCAGGCCCCGUGGUGCAGCCUGGGCAAGUGUGGAGAACAGUACUGCCUUGUGUGGGAGUCCCAUUUCCUCAGGGAACUGGGCUCGGCCAUGACAUCCCUGUUGGAUGGGUUGAUCAGCAUUGUGGCCCAGGAAGCCCUCAAAUACACAGUGCUCUCAGGCAUCGUGGCAGCUCUGACAUGGCCUGCGGCUUUGCUGGCCGGAGCCAGCGGUAUUGUUUUGAGAAGCAGACAGCAGGGGAAACGCCCUGUCAAUCUCAUAGGUUUCAGUCUUGGGGCCAGAGUUAUCUACUACUGUCUACAGGAGCUUGCCAGUGACCAAGGUAGUGAAGGAGUAGUGGAGGAUGUGGUCCUCUUGGGGGCCCCAGUGGACGGCUCAGAAAAGGCCUGGGAGAGAAUGGCCAGGGUAGUGGCUGGAAAAAUAGUAAAUGGAUACUGCAGAGGGGACUGGCUCCUGGGAUUCUUGUAUCGGAGUUCAGCUGCACAACUGUCUGUUGCUGGGCUACAGCCAAUCAAUAUCCAGGAUCGGCGUGUAAUCAAUGUGGAUCUUUCCUCCGUGGUGAAAGGUCACUUGGACUACAUGCGUCAGAUGGACACCAUCUUGGUGGCAGUAGGAGUUCCCACCAAAGAGGUCCCAGGAGCCUCCUUUGCUCUUCGUCAGUCUGGAACAGUUACAAAGGGGACAGUGGACAACCCUGACACAACCCUCAAUGAGCAACAAGUGACUGAGACACAGAAUGAAACAGCUGAGACUUGUACAGAAGAAAGUGGACACAUGACAGAGGUGGCAGACACAGAGGAAAUUGGUGAUGGUUGGGAUAUCCCUGAUAUUUCAGAACUGCUGGACACUUUGAAUGACACAGAAUCAGAAAAUCUAAUCACUGUGAGGAACAGUUUGCCACUUAGCUCUGAGGAGAAUGCAACCAAUAACAACUUGUCACCUGCUCUUAACACCCAGCAGUGUGAUGACGUAGCGGAGUCCGCCCCAGAUACGCACCCGACUUCAGCACACACACACACAAACAAAAGUGGACAAACUUGUAAAGAGCAUGUUACAGGACCGGCUGCUUCCUUGUAAACUCUCAUCUUCUCAAGUGUUUUUUUCAGGAUCAAAGCUGGAGGAAAAUAUUCAUUCCAUUCUCAAACACAGACAUGCCAGAGACAGCUCAAGAGACAAUGCUCACAUAUGGCUGCUUAUUAAAGUGAAAAGCCCCAGAAUCAAUUGCUUUGUUUAAACACUAAGUAUAUUAAAUCAAUGACCAUUUCAAAUUCUGUGACUAGAUUUUAACAAAAUGUAAAUAGUUGUAAUUUAUUUUCUAAGCUCACUGUGAAAUACCAGUACAUAUUGCUUGUGUUUUGUAGGUUUUAGUGGAUGCUACAAAAUAGGUGAUAUCUCUGUUUGUCCUUCUAAUUUUCAUCUGUUGCCUGGUUGCUAUGGAUAUUAUCACAGUAAUUUGAUUUCCAUAAAGCUGGGGGCACUUCAGUGACUGGCCUUUUCAAGGCCAUUCCUUUCUCUCUUCCACUUUCACCGAUGUGAAAGAGUUUACAUCGCUUACGCUGUACACUAGCACUGAUAACUGGUAAUAAUCUUAACCCUGACUGUUUUGUUUUAGUGAUGAACAUACAGUAUAUUCAUUUUCCAAACACUGUUCAUAAUUGAGAAGAAACAAGGAUGGAGCCUACUGACCGUUCAUGGACAUUUUUCUAAGAAAUAUGAUUCUUCUUUUAUUUCACUUCAGCCUAACCCUCUCAACUAACAGAGAGUAAAUCAUGAAUUGUUAUGAGUCUCA